Molecule: messenger RNA, 1864 nt
Organism: Haplochromis burtoni (Burton's mouthbrooder)
Lineage: Eukaryota; Metazoa; Chordata; Actinopteri; Cichliformes; Cichlidae
Gene: snrka
Product: SNF related kinase a
Biological process (GO): mitotic spindle organization; regulation of cytokinesis
Cellular component (GO): spindle midzone; spindle pole centrosome; chromosome passenger complex
Molecular function (GO): protein kinase activity
Source: RefSeq, a predicted model, not a curated record
UUUGUUCUGAUAGACCGCAUGCUUCAGAGGGAUCCCAAACAACGAGCCUCCCUUGAGGAGAUUGAGAGCCAUGCCUGGCUGCAGGGUGUGGACCCAUCCCCAGCCACCAAGUAUAGCACUCCCCUGGUCUCUCACAAAAACCUGUCAGAGGAGGAACAUAACAGCAUCAUCCAGCGCAUGGUGCUGGGAGACAUUGCAGAUCGGGAGACCAUAGUCGAAGCCCUAGAGACCAACAAAUACAACCACAUCACAGCUACAUACUACCUGCUAGCAGAAAGAAUCCUGAGGGAGAAGCAGGAGAAGGAUGUGCAGACCCGCUCCUCAAGUCCCAGCAACAUCAAGGCACACUUCAGGCAGUCCUGGCCCACCAGAGUGGAUAUGCACCAGGAUAUUGAGGACAGUUUAGCAGCUUCGUCCAUCUCUCACGCAGGAGGCCCUCAGUCCCCUGCUCGCAGUGCUGAGAACCUGCUCAAUGGACAUCGCUCUAAAGCCAUGAUGGAGCUGGGCAGACGGGAAGAGAGCACGGUGACUGACUCUCCGGGGUCGGCACAGGGAGCGUGUGCUGCUGCUUCAGGUCCUGCUCCUGGCACCAUCAGGACUCCCACUCCCUCCACCUCAGCAGCAGCUAAGCAGCGAACCUGCCUGUUCAGAGUGGAGGAGGAUGAAGAGGAGGAGGAAGAGCAGGACCCGUCUCCCCUACCAACUCAGGUGAUCCUGCGGCGGAAGCCCCCCUCCAUCACCAACCGCCUUACGUCCAGGAAGAGUGCCCCAGUGCUCAACCAGAUCUUUGAAGAGGAGGGAGAGUCCGACGAUGACUUCGACAUGGAUGAGGGUCUGCCGCCCAAACUCAGCCGUCUCAAAAUGAACAUGGCCGGGAACGCCGGCACUCUGAGCUCGUCGUCGUCCCCGGGAUCCACGCAGAAGCGCUAUCAUCGGCGCAAGAGUCAGGGAAGGGGAUCGUCAUGCUCGAGCUCUGAGACGAGCGAUGAUGACUCCGAGAGCCACCGGAGGCGCCUGGAUAAAGACUCAGGCUUCAGCUACAGCUGGAACAGGAGGGACAGCAGUGAAGGGCCACCUGGCAGCGAGGGGGGGAACGGUGGAGGCAGCAGCUCAGGGCAGGGGAAGCCCCCCACUGAGGGAGGAGGGUCCUCUGGCCCAGACAGGGGGAGUCCUGGAGCGGGAGGUAACGGAGGAGGACAGAGUGGCAGUGGAGGAGGGGGGAGUGGGGGAGGAGGAGGGGGUAAUAAAGGACAAGACAGCCCUUCCAGUUGUUGUAACAACAGUAGCACUACUAACCCGUCCCUUGGCUCUCAGCCCCGGGCCUCGCGCACUGCAAGCCGCAGCGCUGAGCUGGUGGAGAGUCUCAAGCUGAUGAGCUUGUGCCUCAGCUCACAGCUGCAGCACCACCACGCUGGGAGAGGUGGUCGAGGGGGUGGGGGGAAAUUCAUCAUAGACCCCCAUAGCCUCUCAGGAGGGAGUGUGAAAAUCCAGGAGAAGUCCACCUGGAGGAUGUGCAUCGGGUCCACCGGGAGCCUGGACACCAUCACCCUCCCCACCACCACUAUCACCGGCCUGCCUCGCACCCAUGCCCCACAACACCAUCACAACCGCAAAACCGUGCCGCACAGCGGCCCGGGUGGCAGGAACACUCAUGGCAACCUGAGCACCCUGAAGAACAGCGUGAUUCAACUACCUCUGUGCGAGAAGACCAUCUCUGUCAACAUCCAGCGAGGUGGAGGCUCCAGGGAUGGCCUGCUCUGUACCUCAGCUCCAGCCAGCUGCUGCCAGGUCAUCUGAAGCUCGCUGUGGACCAUGACCCACCGACACCAAGUUUUCUCAGUCACUCUUCCCCUCCUGCUUCAGG